Messenger RNA from Pseudophryne corroboree (corroboree frog), 1522 nucleotides. RefSeq names its product actin related protein 2/3 complex subunit 4 (gene ARPC4). Bases 117 to 623 code for a protein of 168 amino acids. The record is from RefSeq and is a predicted model, not a curated record. Gene Ontology annotation, cellular component: actin cytoskeleton; Arp2/3 protein complex. Gene Ontology annotation, biological process: actin filament polymerization; Arp2/3 complex-mediated actin nucleation. NCBI's taxonomy places the organism in Eukaryota, Metazoa, Chordata, Amphibia, Anura, Myobatrachidae. Gene Ontology annotation, molecular function: actin filament binding. The transcript has 6 exons.
UCCUCAGACCGCCUGUGCUGCUGCCUCUGUGUGAGAGGAGGAGGGUGGGAGCGGGGAGAGAGGGCGGCUGCGCAUGCGCAGAGCUGUCACUUCCGCCAUCGGGAGACACCGGAGCGAUGUCUGCCACACUGCGCCCGUACCUCAACACAGUCCGCGCCACCCUACAGGCGGCGAUGUGUCUGGAAAACUUCUCCUCGCAGGUGGUGGAGCGACACAACAAACCUGAAGUGGAAGUAAGGAGUAGUAAAGAACUGCUCUUACAGCCAGUGGUCAUCAGCAGGAACGAGAAGGAGAAGGUUCUAAUUGAGGGGUCCAUCAACUCUGUACGUGUCAGCAUUGCAGUGAAACAGGCUGAUGAAAUUGAAAAGAUUUUAUGUCACAAAUUCAUGCACUUCAUGAUGAUGAGAGCGGAGAAUUUCUUCAUCCUGCGCAGAAAGCCAGUAGAGGGAUACGACAUCAGCUUCCUGAUCACAAACUUCCACACGGAGCAAAUGUACAAACACAAGCUGGUCGACUUUGUGAUUCAUUUUAUGGAGGAGAUCGACAAGGAGAUUAGCGAAAUGAAGCUGUCAGUCAACGCAAGAGCUCGUAUCGUAGCUGAGGAAUUCCUAAAGAACUUUUAAAGAACAUGAAUGGACGGCGGAUGUGACUCCCUUAUUUUGCCCUGUGAUCUCUGCAUCGCUGCCCAAUGGGGCGGGGAAUAAAAGGGCCGAGGGAGGGGGCUUGCAUUUAGGUGCAGAGUAAGGAAACGGUGAAUGUCUGUCAGGUAGACCUCAGGGGGAAAUGUACAUGGCAUUUACCUUCAUUCCAAAUCCCCCACAGGAUGGGACAGAAUAUUUUUAUUGUUAUUUUGAGAGAAAAUUUAUGUGCUUGUCUUGAACCCUGUAAUCCCUUUUUUUUUUUGGAAUUGUUUUAUAUUUACUUUCCUUUCUGCAGUCUCUACAAAGAAGGUCAUAAAAGUGAUUUUUCAGUAUGCCCGCAACUGGAACGUUCAGUGGCAUUGAACGGGCUUCUCUGAGUGCAUUACUGACUUUGUCUGUUCCCCUGUAAAUGGUUUUGUUAUUGGAAAACAAGGUUGGCCAAGGAUUGGGUGCACAAUACACAGCCUGGUGCAUGUGUUAUAAGCUACAGGCCAUCUUCCUGCAUAAUGACCGGUCUGUUAGCGAAGAAGUUAGGGAACACACAAAUGAUAACGAAAGACUGCCAUCCUAUCCGGAGGUACUGUAACUAAGGCUUUUAUUUCCAGUAGUGAUCUAGCGUGUGGCCUCACAGCUGUACAAAAGGGACGACGGCGUGGGUCUGACACACCAGGAAUCCACGCCUACAUUUGCACGCCAUACGGACUUCUGCCAAAUCAUUCAGUUUGUCUCUGGAAGUGUAACAGUGCGUUUCCAGAGUACACUUCUCCCCCGCACCACAAUGAGAAUUGGGGAUCUGUAAAAUUGUCUAUCUCCUGUAUUUUCUGCUUUUUUCGCACUUAAUGUAGAUUUUUCUUAUUCAAAAAUAAAGCCUUUGUCCUGUC